AUGAAAGUCGGACUUUUUUUGAUUCGAAUCGUUGCAUGUCAGUUCACCUACGAGCGAUUGAAGAAGAAAUGUAGACGAAAUCCAGGUGACUGGAUUUGUCAAAAAUAUUUUCCGCCAGAACCAGUUCAACCUCCUGUUGUCGAGCCGGUUGAGCCGAGUACCAGACGCGUAUCACCUGUGCUGUUUGUUGUUCUUCUUUGCCUGUUUGUGCUCUCGUGCUGCUACAAAUGUUACAAGAGGGGCGCGCUCAAUGCAUUCAACGAGUGCUGUAAAUGCUGCAAGUGCGAGAUUGAGGAUGACCGAGAAAUACCACUUGAAGAACAAGGCGGACAGCAGCAAGAAGAGCCACCGCAGCAAGAAGAGCCACAGCAGCAGCAGCAAGCGCCACAACAAACUCAACAAGAAGAACAGCAAGCAGAAACUGAUCCUUUGAUCAACACAUCCAAUAUGGAAGUUGAACAUCCACUUGCGAUUCCACCUGUGCCAAAACCAGUGCGAACAGAUGAGCGAGCUCCACUUUUGCCCAAUUAUUGGAACACUCAAUCACUUCAACAACAACAGAACGUUAACAACCUCACAGUCUUCAAUUCACUCACCAACUUGAGCCCAACUUCAGCUGCCUAUGUCAAGAACGCUUUGGAGAAUCGACAGCAAGAAAAACUUAUGCUGUCCAAUUAA
This is a messenger RNA of Oikopleura dioica, 678 nucleotides long. The record is from the annotation of a GenBank genome assembly. NCBI's taxonomy places the organism in Eukaryota, Metazoa, Chordata, Appendicularia, Copelata, Oikopleuridae.